This is a messenger RNA of Brassica rapa (field mustard), 3580 nucleotides long. RefSeq lists its product as uncharacterized. The record is from RefSeq and is a predicted model, not a curated record. Lineage: Eukaryota; Viridiplantae; Streptophyta; Magnoliopsida; Brassicales; Brassicaceae.
AAUAACAAAAGAAAAAAAAAAGAAAGAACAAGAAUAAAGACAGAGAAAGAAGAACCGAACAAAGGAAUGAGAAAUGGCGUAUCGGAGAAGACAAGGGGUCACAAGAGCUUCCACAUUCAACGACGAUAUCUAUCAUCAAACACCUGAUCUCGAUUACGGUGAUCUCAAAGGUCACUCCAAUGGCAAAUCCUCCUUCAGAUCAUCUCAAUCUUUCUCUUCUCAUUCCUCCCUUGCCGCUCAAGCAAUCCGCGCUUCCUCUUCUCUCAACCCUAAUUCCAAUUCUGAGGUACGAGGAUUCACGGCUUACGAAGAUGCGUCCAAGAGCGAAAGCCGCGGUUUCUGGGGAAUCCUAGCUCAGAAAGCCAAAUCAAUCCUCGAGGACGAAGAAGAAGAGCAGCAAAACGUCGUCGUUUCGGAGCCCUCGAGUAAUAAUAAUAGCAAUCCAACCAUACGCAAAAGCAUAGACAAGAUCACAACGUCUCUGAAUCAGAUCGGAGACAGCUUCGAGAAAGCGUUCGAGGAAGGCCGUACGAUGGUGGCUUCUCAAAUAAGGCGUAAAGGAUCAGACCUAAUGGAUAUACCAGAGAAUCACAAUCAAUCCUCUGGUUCAAACAGUCCAUGGCAGCCAUUAACGCAACCUAACCCACACGAGUCUCAGCUCAAGGCCUCACGUGACGUAGCCAUGGCUACAGCGGCCAAAGCCAAGCUCCUCUUACGCGAACUCAAAACGGUUAAAGCCGACCAAGCGUUCGCUAAGCAACGGUGCUCGCAAUUGGAAGAGGAAAACAAACGGUUAAGAGAUAACCGGGAGAAGGGAACCAACAAUCCUGCCGAUGAUGACCUAAUCAGGCUUCAGCUUGAGACGUUGCUUGCGGAGAAAGCAAGAUUGGCACAUGAGAACUCUAUCUACGCGAGAGAGAACAGGUUCUUGAGAGAGAUCGUUGAGUAUCAUCAGUUAACGAUGCAAGAUGUUGUUUAUAUAGAUGAAGGUAUUGAAGAAGUGGCUGAGGUGAAUCCUUCGAUCACUAGAACGCUAUCCAUGGCUUCGUUUGCUGCUUCUGAGUUCCCUGUGAACUCUUCUUCUCCUUUGUCUCCAUCUUCGCCUUCUAGGCUUUCGGUUUCUACGGAUGUUUAUCCGGUUUUGGUUCAGCAGAGUUCGGCUAGUGAUGUUGGUGGUAGUGCUGACGAGAGUCCUAGACCGGUUCGACCACCUUCUUUGGGAUACACGGAUGAUAUUAAAAGAUCAUUGUCACAGAUGUCUGUUUAGAAAUCGAAGAGAUGAUUACUUAUUACCAUUUUGAUUUUUUUUAUCUGCUUCGAAAGUUUUCUUCUUGUUAACUUGAUUUCAUUUUUGGUUGUCGAUUGUAAUAUUGAUGAACAGUUUUGCCCUCUACAUCCACGUAAAUCUCUAAGGGGAAUUUUAUUGAUUUUUUCUUUUCUUUUGGUAACACAAAACUGAAUAAAAUAUUGUACAUUGUGUUCUUUUGGCAACAAGAAUGAGACAAGUAUAUAUAUGGUUCUCUUUUGUUAUGACAAGUACAUUAGUUUUUUCUCUUUUUUUGGGUAUUUUAGGUUACAAACUCGAAAAUAAUUUGUAGCGACCAUAGCUCCAGACAUUCAUCGUUCGUAUGAUCUCUGUUGAUUAUGAUUGAAUUUUGUCUGUUCGGAAUGUUCUUGUCGAUUGUUUUACUAAGCUGGGGUUUUUGUCAUUACUUGCUUUAUGUGCUGAUGUCUGUUCCUUUCUAUCCGAACAUGAUAAACUGUAGCCUAAAAACUAUGCAUGACGAGAAAAUCUUUGAUGCAAUUGAAUCAGGGAUUGUAGAAAAGAUUAGCGAGACUAACCUAAUUAGUGGAGAACUUAUUCUCUAAUCGCGUCCAACUCAUUUUACUCCAUAUCUCCUAUGUAAAUGGGCACAAGAAAAAGGGUCUCUUCUAGAUUAUCAUACAAUCUUUGUCCUCCAGCCCAUAGCUUAAUAAGGUCACCCACCAGUCCAUAACCUGUUAAGAACUGCUAAUCAUGUGAACAAGCUUAUUUUAGUGUUGACUAACGAACCAUACCCCACUAAAACAUUGGCUUACCUUGUCCAAUUAGUCUCCGUGUUGCUCUUGAUUGGAAUCAACUUCAUCUGGAUUAGCUAUCAAAUUAUGUAUGUUUGUUGUUAUUUCCUCUUCUAUCUUAUUUAAGCGGUUUCACUCUGUAGUUCCUUCUUAUACGCAUCAUGCUCACAAUCAAAGCUAGAGUUGCAUUAGAAGAGAUCCCCAUAUCAAUAAAAACCCUUUUUGAUCCCGUGAUAUCAUAUGUUCUUCCCAAAGCAGACCAGUUACCAAACCAAAACAAUGCGUCAAGUCUAAAUCCAAGGCUGUUGAGUCUCCUUGUCCCCGAAGACGUCGACAUUUCAUAGCGAAGAAACAACAACCAAUAGAAAUGGGAUAAAAGAGAGUUUAGCUCAGAAACAGAGCAAUAAAACAGAAGAUGAAAAUGGUCCAUGAGCUAAGUGAGAAAAAUAAAUAUAAACUUAACCAGUCAACUCUCGUUAUCGUUAAUAUGGGAACUACGUCUGGCCGAGUCAGUGACUCGGAAUUGACUAGAUUCAAAUGGAGAUUACAAAUAGAAAAAAAAACUAGUAUCCAAGCAUCAGUGCCCUUCAUUAGCACUCGAUGCAUACUCUCUCGUCUCCUAUCUUAGGGAACUAGCAAGAACCAAGUCUACUUCUACAGUGCUAUUAUCUCUAGCUCUACACUCAAUUUGAUAACCUUAUGAAUCAUAAGUUAUAAUUAAUCUCUAACCCUUUCUCUUAACACUCUCAGCCUCUCUGUAUGCUAUAAGACUUUCACGUGCAAGCUUCUUUGGAUACAUUCAUGCAUCAUGCCACAUAAGACUAGCAGCCAAAACGCCUUGUGGACUGUACUAGGGCAGGAGGCGAGCAAAACGUCAUUUCUUCAGAUAGCCGCUCCUCUAACGUAGUCCCUUAAAUAGCUUUUCGAGACAUAUACGUUUAUUAUCUUUUCGUCAACGCUUGUAGAUCAAGGUACAUUUUUACUUUUUUAGUAUCAACUAUCCAAAUACGUCUUCCUGUAAUUUUAAAUCUGAAAAAUAUGCAGAAUCGGUCAAUUUGGAGAUGUUGGUUUGCGUCAGUCUAUAAACUAUCCUCUCACAUCAUUUAAGAAGUUGGACGAUACUAUUCUUAGUCUAGGUUCGAGAAGAAAUCAAGAACAAGUUUGAAUCAUUUGCACGAGUGCAUAACCAAAUAGAUCCAGUUCGAAAAUAAUAUUAAACACCUCAAAUCCUCCAGAAAACAGUUCGCAUCCAAAACAGUAAAACCCAAACAUGCGACCAAACUAAUAGAUGUUUCGGUUUUGACACAUGAUCACUGGAACCUAGAUUCACGCGUGCAUGACGGCAAAAGACAAGAACAAGUGAAUCCCCCUACUGGUCGGUCUCACAAGAGCUUCAUUACAGACCUUUUAAAGAAUCUCCAGCUUUGCCUGACCUAGCAUCUGUCCAAGCUUUGGCUAUUGUCUUCUUCAUCUCUUCAUCUCCUCCCUCAUACAUGUUCUGCACAAAUAUAUCACCCAAAAA